CUCUCGCUCCGAUCUCCAUUGAUCGGCAUCACCACUCCCCCCCUCGAGCCUCCAGCGAAAUCUCCAUCGACGACCUUCGCGAGCGAGAAAAGCUUUCGACGGAACCAUCAUGUCGGACCAGCGGCACAGGACGGACGUUACCCACAUCUCGCACCAGGCGUCCCCGCCGGCGCGGCAGGCAGUGAAGGUCGCGACGGCGACGACGAUCGGCGGCACCCUGCUCGUCCUCUCCGGCCUCACCCUGACGGGGACGGUGCUCGCGCUGAUCGUGGCGACGCCGAUCUUGGUGCUGUUCAGCCCCAUCCUCGUGCCGGCAGGGAUCGCGGUGGCCGUGAUAACGGCGGGGUUCCUGGCGUCCGGCGGCUUCGGGGCGGCGGCGGUGACGGCGCUGACGUGGAUGUACAGGUACUUCGGGGGAAGACGCCCGGCUGGGGAGGAGAAGGUGGAGUACGCGAGGACGAAGUUCGGGGACACGGCGAGGGACGUGAAGGAGAAGGCGAAGGAGUUCGGGCAGUACGUGCAGCACAAGGCUCAGGAGGUGACUGGCACAGCGUAGAGCGUGCUUGAGUCGCCGCACCGCUCAGGGACGAAGACGAACGACGUGUCGUUUUUGUGGUCUGGCGUUUAUUGCGCUGUGUUUUUCUGAUUGUGCUUUGAUGGAAUGGAAGGAACGAUGUGCUUAACUUAAUGGGUUGGUGGUAUUUAUGUUCUGUUGUGAAUCUAAGGAUGCGUUUCUUU
This is a messenger RNA of Rhodamnia argentea, 738 nucleotides long. RefSeq names its product oleosin L-like. Gene Ontology annotation, biological process: lipid storage. Gene Ontology annotation, cellular component: membrane; monolayer-surrounded lipid storage body. The coding region runs from base 110 to 556 and encodes 148 amino acids. The record is from RefSeq and is a predicted model, not a curated record. The transcript has a single exon. NCBI's taxonomy places the organism in Eukaryota, Viridiplantae, Streptophyta, Magnoliopsida, Myrtales, Myrtaceae.